Messenger RNA from Ylistrum balloti, 1509 nucleotides. Its product is annotated as sodium-coupled monocarboxylate transporter 1-like. Gene Ontology annotation, molecular function: symporter activity. Gene Ontology annotation, biological process: transmembrane transport; sodium ion transport. The record is from RefSeq and is a predicted model, not a curated record. The transcript is spliced from 13 exons. Gene Ontology annotation, cellular component: membrane. The coding region runs from base 1 to 1509 and encodes 502 amino acids. Lineage: Eukaryota; Metazoa; Mollusca; Bivalvia; Pectinida; Pectinidae.
AUGUGGGCCUCAGUCUUAAUGGUAGUUACGGUGGCCAUUAUAAGCACUGCUAUGGGUGGUAUGAGGGCGGUCGUUUGGAGUAAUGUGUUCCAGCUCUUGGUAGUCUCUAUCGGAACAUUCAGCAUUAUAAUACAGACUACGAUAAAGGUUGGCAGUGUGAAGUCAGUGUUUGAUACAGCGUAUGAAGGGAUGAGGUUACGGCUUCCAUUCACGAGUCCAAGUCCGACAGUACGUCACUCCUACUGGAGUUUGAUUAUAGGUUCAUUUAUCUCCCUCACCUGUCAACUUCCUACACAGUCAACCAUUCAGAGGAUUUGUUCAGUUCCCACUCAGAGGGACGCGCGAAAGGUGGUUAUAGUUUCGGCAGGGACGACUGUUGUCAAUUUCCUGCUCUCCUGUAGUGUGGGGAUUUUCGCCUACUCUUACUUCUAUAAAAUCCAAUGUGACCCCUUGGAGUCUGAAGCUAUCGACAAUCCAAAUCAGAUUCUACCCUACUUAGUGGUGAUGCUGUUCCGGGACAAGCCGGGGAUGGCCGGAGUGUUCAUGGCAGCAGUCUUCAGUGCUUCGCUCAGUGUCAUAGCUUCCAUACUGAACGGUCUAUCAGCUCAAACAGUAGUGGACAUAGUUCGACCAAUGGUCAGGGAUAUCUCCGAUGCUAAUACCACCCUCAUAGCCAAACUGUGUGUACCAGUAUACGGAGUCAUUGGAAUAGGUGUGUCCUUCAUGAUUGCUGAAAUAGAAGGCCCGUUGUCAGAGAUCGUCUACAGCAUGUUGUCCAGUUUCGGUGGAGCUUCAGCCGGUAUGUUCUUCUUUGCGGCAUACUGUCCUUGGGCCAACAGUAAGGGAGUUAUCACAGGAGGGUUAACAGGUAUGGGACUUGUAAUGUGGCUAGCCCUUGGACAGAGUUUUUCACCCACCCGUAUUAGAGCACAAACGUUACCGCCCGUCUCUACAGAUUUGUGCUGGAAUAAUCACGUCAACCAGAGUCAGUUAGGAGGGAACAUCACAGCACAUAGCUCAGCUUCCGCCGUCUUUAUCGGAGAUCAAGAAAACAAUGAAGGAAUAGACGUGCUGUACUCCAUAUCGUACUUUUGGUUGAUCCCAAUAUGUAUGUUGACUACAGUCAUUGUGGGCUCCGUGGUGUCUGUCCUAACAGGACGACCAGACCCUGUCGAUGUUGACGUCCGUUACAUCCUCCCAUUCUUUGACCACUGUUUUCCUUGUCUUCCUCGGGCAGUUCGCACAUUUCUGUACGGAGGAGUAAGAUUUGAAGAUAGGCAAACCUGGUUAAAAGUCCUGGAUCAUAAAUAUUUACCGAACGGAGAGCGAGGACAGGCCGUUACCAACGCGGUCCCCUACUUAACAGAGGCAUGCGUUAAUAAAGAAGAGGCAGGAAAUCGUAACCAUGGCAACAAACUCGCACAAGCUACAAGAGAACGUGACGAUAAGUACAACUCGUCAGUGGAACAACUAUGUGUCAAAAAGCAUACUCAUUCUACCAAACUCUAG